Messenger RNA from Penicillium bovifimosum, 2019 nucleotides. RefSeq lists its product as uncharacterized. The transcript has 4 exons. Lineage: Eukaryota; Fungi; Ascomycota; Eurotiomycetes; Eurotiales; Aspergillaceae. The coding region runs from base 1 to 2019 and encodes 672 amino acids. The record is from RefSeq and is a predicted model, not a curated record.
AUGGCGACUAUGGCGCAUUUCAAGACGCUUCUGCUGCUCUUGGUCACCACCUUGGUGACCUUGGCCUCUGCAGAUGUUGAGUGCUUCAAUGUCGAGACCGUCUUCUUGCAGAAUCCCUCUACUGGUGAGCGCUACCAAGUUGGCGAGAUCGAUGCUAUUCCGCAGCCUCUGGUCGGUCGUGCUGUUCAGCGCCAGGAACUGAUUACUGUUACGGUUACCCACACUACUUGCGGUUCGCACACUACUGGUGAGGCUACUACAACUGUCACCACGGAUGUGCCUUGCACCACUGACUCGGGUACGGUUUCGAUCCCGGUAGUUCCCACUACUUCGAUUCCGGUUCCAGUAACUACUCCGGCGCCUGUUACUUCAGAGACCCCGGCGCCUGUGACCACUCCGACUUCUGUGCCUAGCACCUCCGUGGUUUCUACCACCCCUGAGGUGUCCACCACACCUGAAGUCUCUACUACUCCGGGCUCUGCUCAGACUUCUGUGUCCAGCACCAUCGUGGUGUCUUCUACUGUCCCGGUCACUACUCAGACUUCGGUCCCCGUCGUUCCUCCCAGUUCCAUCUCCGGAACCACCGAGAUUACCACUCAGUCUUCCACAGUUAAGACCACGACUUCCGUGCCUGUGACUACAACCGUGACUUCGUCGUCAGUUGUGCCCGGUGCCCCCCAGACAUCCGGUACUGAAGUUGCUACUGGAAGCCACUCCUCGGGUACUGAAUCCUCUACGGUUACUGCCACCGUCACUGAGUCUGGCUCUUCUAGUUCUAGUGCUACCAGCGUGGCUCCUGUUCCGGAAACCAGUACCCCUGCUAUUCCUGGCACUCUUACCAAGGUGACUACCGAGACAAUUUCCGAGCCUUGUGAUGUUUCUUCCACCCCUGAGGUUCCCGCCACCGAAAUUACUACCUCUUCUGGCACCCCUAAGACGGUUCCUGUCCCUGGCACAACUGGAGUUGCCUACACCAACUCGACUGUUCCUCGGGUUCCUGGCCCUACUGGUUAUGUCACUUCCCCUGGUAUCACUGGAACUGGGCUGCCUCCUCACCCGGUGGUCACUCUGGUCACUGUCACCAUUGACAUCCCUUGCACCGAGACUACCAAAUGCAUCAGCACCCAUGUUUACACUACUGUGCCGACGCAGACUACCACAAUCCCGGUCGUUCCCAUCACGGCUACAACCCCUGCUCCUGAGGUCACCACUGUUGUCCAGCCGACCACUGGGGUUAUGACUACUGUCAUUCAGCCCACCGUUCCUGGUGCUCCUCCGACUACUGAGGUUGUGACCACCGUUAUCCAGCCGACCACUCAGGUUGUCACCACUGUGAUCCAACCCACUGUUCCUGGCGCUCCUGCGACUACUGAGGUUGUGACCACUGUUAUCCAACCGACUGUGCCUGUUCCCGUUGUGCAGCCGACCACCCAGAUUGUCACCACUGUGAUCCGGCCCACCGUUCCUGGCGCUCCUGCGACUACUGAGGUUGUGACCACCGUCAUUCAGCCGACUGCUCCUGUUCCCGUUGUGCAGCCGACCACUCGGGUUGUGACUACUGUGAUUCAGCCCACCGUUCCCGGUGCUCCGCCGACUACUGAGGUUGUGACCACCAUCAUCCAGCCGACCACUCAGGUUGUGGCCACUGUGACUGAUUUGGUUCCGCUUCCUCACGCUACCACGGUCGAGGCUACAACCUUGGUCAAGGUUCCUGCCCCUCCUGCUCAGCAGACAACCGGCAAGGAGAUCACUGAGACUCAGCCAGUCGUUGUGGCCCCGACUACCUUGGCUACGACCACUGUUUCCAAGCCCCAGGGGGCUGAGACUGAGACCAAGGCUCCGGGUAAUCCUCCUCACACCCAGGAGAGUGUUACUACGCCUGCGCCUCAUGGUACUUCCACUGGCACUAUCCCGCCUAGCCCUAUUUUCAACGGUGCCAUUGUCGGAAUCGUGGAUGGCCGCGUGCUCACCAUGAGUGUCCUGGUUAUGGUCUUUCAGGUCAUGCUUUCCAUGAUCUAA